This is a messenger RNA of Hemicordylus capensis (graceful crag lizard), 5874 nucleotides long. It is a transcript of the gene DENND2C, whose product is annotated as DENN domain containing 2C. The record is from RefSeq and is a predicted model, not a curated record. Lineage: Eukaryota; Metazoa; Chordata; Lepidosauria; Squamata; Cordylidae. The transcript is spliced from 19 exons. The coding region runs from base 636 to 3425 and encodes 929 amino acids.
CAGUUAUUUUCUUAGCAUGAGAACCUUCCAGCAUGCUGCACCUGUUAUACUUGCUAAUUUAUAUCUGUACUUCACUUUUCAGUUAAGAAUGACUUACAAUUAAAAUCCAUACAGAGGUACAAUAUAAUUAGGUACAAUAUGCAGGUACACAGAGGCAUAAUAUAAUUAGGCAUGCAUUGGGUGUGUGUGUGGUGGGGGGGGAAGUCUCUUCUGUCCUUUGGCAGUUGGUGAUACAGUUCAAGUUCCAGACUCUUCCCUCCUGAGAGAGGCGGCAGAAGGACCUUCAGGUCAACUUGGAGUCUGGCUGAUGUAAAGACACCACUCCUCAAAAUCAGCCCUUCCAUAUCUUAUCAUACAGAUAUGGGAAAAUCUCUCGCUCGUUGGUGUUUGUGGUAGCCAGCUGUUCCUGAUAUUAACUGUGGAACUGUCUUGAAGGCAGUGACAAAGAUUUUGUUGGUGCUAGGUGGCAUCAGGAUGUGUGUUCCCUUUCAGUCUGGAAGUUGGAUCAUUCUGCAAAGUGAGAUUUGAUUGGCGAUGAACAGGGCCUUGAUUUGGAAUUACAGAUAUCAGAUACCCUGCAAGGGGCUGGAGGCAGCAUGCGGUGAUGGGGCUGUAGUGAAUGUUGCUCGCCUGCCAUGCACCCCACAGGAAGUGCAGACACCAGCUUUUCUCGUUCUGCUGUGCAAACCCUGUCUCGUAGCCACUGCCGGAACAUAAAGCAAAAGAUCUCUCAAUGGGAAGGUCGGACAAAAGAGAGCUGCCUGGAAGAAAGGCAGAAACCCAAGGAUUUUGGGGUCAAGUAUGGCCAUGAAGGCAAGGUGCAGCAGCCAGCAGGUCUUGGGCAUGGCAGGAAGAUUGAAGGGCUAGCAAAUGUCCAGAAUCUUGGCCUAGAUUUCCGGGAAAACUCCCAUCUCUGUUCUGUGACUGAAGAGGAGGUUGAGAGACUCCAUGAGGCUCCAGAGAGCCCUGUGGCUGAGCCAUUCCCCAAUGGCGUGAUAUCUGAAGGAGAAGAAGAUGAAGAUGACUGGCAAGGAGAGAGGCUGCCCCCAGGGAACUUCUACACUUCUCGGGACAUUUGGAAACAGAUAGAAGCCCUUUCUGCGGACAAAGUCCUUGCUGUAGCAUUGGAUUUGAAAAGGAAACGGGAGAGCUGCAGCUCAACAGAGAAGGAGCUGAAUGUGGCUCCAGCAAAGAGCUUGGAGAACAUUUACUGUGAUGUCGAAGGCCAGGAAAGGCAGUCGGCCAUCAACCCAGUGCCCAAACCACGAAGGACUUUCCGCUACUUGUCAGAAAGGGACCAUGCAGACAUCCCUAACGGAGGCCCCAUUGAGCGGAAGCCACCAGGUCAUUGCUGCAAUGGUGGCUGCCCUGAAGCAGCUUCCCGUGAUCCUGAGCAGAGAGUAACUGGCAGAGGAAUCCGAGGCAGAUCCAAGAGAAAGUCCUUUGAAUUUGAGGACAUCCAGGGUUACCGAAACCGGCUAGCAGCCAUGGAGUACCAAAAGCUCCAUGAAGAACUGAACGGCACCACAAGCAUCCGCCUCUAUUGCACGCAGUCGGAAGACAACCUCUAUGAGGACAUUAUUGAUCCUGUUAAGGAGAAUCUGUAUGAAGACAUUAAAGUGAAGCCUCUGUGGAGGAUCCCGUCUGCUUGGAAGCUGCCUCCUCCCCGGAACACCGUCAAGCCACCCAAGCUCCCCCUUAAGCCACAUUUUCUUCACCGCAAAACCCUGGAGCUAAAGAGUGCACGUAUCUGUCUGCGUGGGAAACUGGCAAAGGACACCACUCUACCUGUUACUCUGACCGAGUGGAAGUUCUUCAAAGCAGGGGAGGCUGGAAGCAGGAAGAGGAAAAAUCUUCCCCGGCUUGUAUUGAAGAUACAGGAGAUCUUUGACUCCAAACGAGGGAAGAAGAAGGUGAAGUUGGUGGCACACACAGGAAAAGAGGUUUCUCCAGCCAGAGGUGAAACCAAUGGGUAUGACAGCGAACCAGAGAAUCUGCCGAAAAGUCGUCAUAAGCGCCUGCUGCAGGUGCAGGCUCAGUCCAAGAGGAACCCACACUACCAGACGCUGGAGCGGGACCUCAUUGAGUUCCAAGAACAGCAACUCUUUGAGCUCUUUGUGGUGGUGUCCUUGCAGAAGAAGCACUCGGAGGCGACAUAUAGCCCACAGAUCAUACAACAGUUUCCCAGCAAGCCUGACCACUCUUUUCGGCAAUCUAAGGACAUGGAGGAGAGGCUGAAGGUUAUCCCCAAAUUCUGUUUCCCUGACCCCAAAGACUGGGGUCCAACGUCAGAGUCAAAGAGUGAAACCUUUUCCUUUGUGUUGACGGGCGAAGAUGGCAGCCGCUGGUUCGGAUAUUGCAAGAAGCUCCUGCCAGAGGGAAAAGGGAAGCGGCUACCUGAAGUAUACUGUAUGGUAAGCCGUCUAGGCUGCUUCAACCUUUUCUCUAAGAUUUUAGAUGAAGUAGAGAAAAGGCGGGAGAUGUCCCCAGCCCUGGUGCACCCAUUCAUGCGCAGUGUCAUGGAAGCACCAUUCCCUGCUCCUGGGCGCACCAUCACUGUGAAGAGUUUCCUGCCAGGAGCAGGAAAUGAGGUGAUUGAGCUUUGCCGUCCACUAGAUUCCCGACUGGAGCAUGUUGACUUUGAAUGUCUGUUCAAGUGCCUUAGUGUCUCGCAUUUGAUCCAAGUCUGUGCCUCUCUCCUGCUGGAAAGGAGGGUGAUCUUUGUUGCUGACAAUCUAAGCACCUUGUCCAAAUGUGGCCAUGCGGUGGUUGCAACACUGUAUCCAUUCACCUGGCAACACACCUACAUCCCUGUCCUGCCAGCUUCUAUGAUAGACAUUGUCUGCUCCCCUACCCCAUUCCUCAUUGGCAUCCUCUCCUGUUCCUUAACGCAGCUCCAAGACCUGCCCAUUGAAGAGGUACUGAUUGUUGAUCUCUGUGCUGAUAGGUUUUUGCAGGAGAUUUCAGAUGAGGAUGAAAUCCUACCUCACAAACUUCAGGCUGCACUUGUACAGAUAUUGGAGGAAAGGAAUGAAAUCUUGUUUCAGGAGCGGUGUUACACACAAGGUGAUGUGACUCUGGACUCCCUGGUAUCGGAAGCUUUUGUGCGCUUCUUUGUGGAGAUUGUGGGACACUAUUCCUUGCAUAUGCAUGUCACUGAGAAAGGGGAGCGAGUAUUCCAGCGGGAGCCGUUCCGGAAAUCCCACACCUCCCGCAAUGUGCGCCAUUUUCUAGACAUCUUCAUGGAAACACAGAUGUUUGCUGGUUUCAUACAGGACCGAGAGCUCCGGAAGAGUGGGGUUAAAGGCUUGUUUGAAGUCCGUGCCUUGGAGUAUUUGGAGACUAUUCCAGAGUCUGAGCCAAGUGGAAUGAACAAAAUCAUUCGCAGUCUGGGUAAUAAAAUUAAGUUCCUACAAAAGAAGUGAGAAGUCAGGUGGAGAAUUGCUGCUAAGAGUGGUUUUAAGUUGCCAGCUGUCCGUAAUAACGGGUUGCAUUGCCUGUUGCUGCAACAGGAUUAUUGGAAUUCAGCUCAGAGAAGCUUCAAGCAACUGGAAGAAAGCACAUUGAAUCUGAGUGGAAUUCUUGCUCGACAGUCCUCCUACUCCAACUGGAGUAUUACUGGGAGAAACUGGGCUUCUGCUUUUCUAUAGAACUGGGCUGCAAAGGGGGAUUCAGUUAACUAUGUGAAGUAUCCCUGUUUAUGCUGCUUGGCCUGAAGAAAUUUUUCCUUCGCCCUCCCCUUUAUAAAAGAUGUCUGCUGAAAGCAGUCCAAGGACUUAGUUGAUACCUUUAGAAGGAUGAAUGAACUAAGACAGAAAAUAUGACUCCAGGAACUGGUGUCUCCCAAUACUGCACUGCAUAUACUCUGCACAAGGAAACUUCCCCUAAAACUGGAAAAGGAAACCCAUUGGAGCUGUCCGUCCAUCCUUAUCUGUCCUGCUGGCCUAUCUGGUUCUCUGCUAUUGGCCUGGGUUCAGCCAUGUUCUCUCAUGAACUGUUGAUUGUCCUUAUGUAUUGCGAAGCCUUGUGGUUUGCAGUUAUCAAAAGCAAAAUAAGAACAUCUGGUUCUUGUUUGCUGUGUUGGUUUUACAUUGCAAGCCUCUGCCCGUGUUAGAUGUUGUGAAUAUAUACACAUGAUUUGCCUAUUUACAAGCUCAUCUCUACUACAUUAGAGGAUUUACCUCACACACACACACACACACGUUGUGUUUACUUGCCAAGAAAAUGUCAGUUUAUCUCAGUCAGGAGCAAGAAGAUUUCUUUGUUUCCCAAACGGUGGAAUUAAAAGGGGCUGAUCUGGUUUGCUAUGAAACCAGUGUGAAAAAUGAAUUAUUGUAUUACAACAGCAGUUUGCUGUGAAUGUAGAGUUGGAGACAAAUGGGGGUCUUAUCUGAAUGCAUAAUUUCCAUGUUUGGCCACAUCCAUCCAAGCAUUGUUUUCCUCAUUUAACCUCAGUCUGAUGUUACCUGCUCUUUGGAAAUAUUGAUGCAUCUUCGUAGUUGCCACUAAAUGGAAGAGACCAAUGCUGUGCACCAUUUGCAGAGUAGCAUAUCAGUCACAAUGGUUGCCUAGGGUUUAUAAUGACAAAUAUCUGUGCCACUUUUAAAAAUCAAGUGUAACAAAUAAUGACAUUUGCUCACCACUCACUCCAGUCACUCUUGCUUCUGGGGACCUGUCACAUGCAGCCGGAGGAGGUUUACCGUAUGUUUACAUGUAGCAAAUGGACUUGGAUUUAAUACAUGAGACUGUGCAGCCUUGGAGUGAGUGGGGAAAAUGCCUGAAGAAGGGAGAUUCCUGUGAAACUUUGAAGUGCAGAGUACUGGUGUACUGGGUUGGUCUUUCUCUGCUAUAUAGCCAAAUACAACUGUACAGACCACACAUCUGUGCGGAUUGCCUGUGUCUGAAGGAUGCUGGUGAGGGACCCUGAGAACUCUUUUUUUCUUGCAGUGCUCAAGGUGUGCCAGACCAAAAAGAAAACUUGUGUAAUUCCAUUUCAGAAUUCAUAUCCUGAACUGAGGCCUCUGCAUUUGUUAUGCGCUGUCAGCUGUGCCUGUGAUGUUUCAAAAUGAUGGGUGUGUCUGCAGAAUACUUUCCAGUUGUGUGAGCCCAACAACCUUACCACGUUCAUGUUUAUUCUGAAUGGAAUCCCACUGAGUUAUUCCCUAGGAAGGGUGCCUAGGAUCACAGCCUAAGAAUGAAAUCCUGUGUAUACUUACUUGAGAGGAAGUAACAUUGAACUCAAUGGAACUUAUUGCUGAGUAAGCUUUUAUAGGCUCAUACUGUAACAAGUGGAUUCCAAACACAAAGGGGAUAAUGGUUUGGUUCCUUGGUCAAAUGUGUUAAAAUUAUUGACUGACCUGGCUUUCUGCCGCAGUGCCCUUUUGAGUGUCCUGCAGCUCAUACAGAACCAGAUGCUUGAUAAGAGGAAGCUGAGCUACAUGUUCAUUUGCAGUAUGUGUCAGCACUUAAAAGGAUUGCACUUGAUCAAAACAGUGGGGGAAAUAACCUUUAAUGCUCCUAAGAUUCUGGUAUUUUCACCCACCUUUGGGAAGUGGUCAGGUUAAUUUAGCCCCCUAGGGUAUGUAACCCAGCUUUAAUACCAGUCACACCACUACACACACUUCUUAAAAAUGGAAAAUGUGCACUCUUUCUUCAUUGCCAUGGAAACAUAUUCCUUCAGACCUUGUGUGCCUGACAGUGCUGGUCUCUUUUCAGUGUGGUGCCUUUUGUGUUUUGCAGCCAGUAUUGCUCAUUCUGGAUAUAGCCAUAUCUGUAAUGUAUAAAUGAAACCAAAACUGUGUGUACAGUAACAGAACUGUAAUAAACCCAAGUUCCUACAGGAACUGAUUCAAAUAAAAUGUACUUUUUUGUGUA